Gallus gallus (chicken) is the source of this 6091-nucleotide messenger RNA. RefSeq names its product regucalcin (gene RGN). The coding region runs from base 4944 to 5858 and encodes 304 amino acids. Gene Ontology annotation, biological process: L-ascorbic acid biosynthetic process. Lineage: Eukaryota; Metazoa; Chordata; Aves; Galliformes; Phasianidae. Gene Ontology annotation, molecular function: enzyme regulator activity; calcium ion binding; gluconolactonase activity. The record is from RefSeq and is a predicted model, not a curated record. The transcript has 8 exons.
AGGCAAAGUUACUGCGCUGUUCUCAGCCGUGCUGCACGUUCCAGCCAUCCGCAGCACCCCCUGUCCCUAGAGGGCUCAUUUUGUCUGGGAAGGUUCACACCCCGCGUAAAGAUGACUAUGCAGAACCCAAACAACAGCCUGCUUUCCUUCAUCAUCUUAAUUUAUUGCUCUUAGUUUAGGAAAUUACAGCAACGUUUUUAGAUUUGGUUUAACCUUUGAAAUCUCUCUACUCGCAAUAGGACUAGCAGGUCAGGGCUGGAGGACUUUGCUGUAGUGAAAUAAUAAUAAAAAAAUACAACUCAGUAUAGUUGGCAACUCUAAUCUAUUUGCUUCACGCAUCGUAUUUUUUCUUUCCCCCCCACCCAACCCACUUCUUGAUUUUAUGUAUAUUUGUGUAAUUUGUCUUUCUAGAGCUGUAUCUUCAAAAUUAUUUCUUUUGGUGUAAAUAUACGGUAGCAUUUUAGGUUUCUACAUGUUUUAUUUUAACGGGAAAUGCUUUGUGUUCUAAGCCAUGGGCCGUUCAGAAUAAGGAAACAGAUGUUUGUUCAUUUGUGUUCCAGUUCUGAUUCUCUUAAGUUCUCCUUCGAUAUUUAUUAGCAAUCCUCUUCCUGGUCACGGAAUCCCACGGAGCUUGCACUGGGAGGUGAGCAAAGCCUUCGUGUCAUUUUGUGGCCAGAAGCGUGUGGAGGAGGGGAGGAAAAUGGUGCUUCAGCAAAACUCAACGUUUCUGCUCUUCCGGGGUUAUUCAUUCCCGGGCAAUGGUUUUGCUAAUUCUUACGUGAUUUUAAUAGAUACAUGAAGGAGCCCUUGGUUGUGUACUUCUCAAGUAUUGUUCCCAAAGUGCAUUUGCUAGUUUUUAUUGUGUGUUCGGUGGCUAACUGUUUGAAGUAUUACCUCUUAACCUUAUUUGUCGAUUUUUUUUUUUUGGGGUGUUUUUGCAUUUUGUUUUAUAUAUAUAAAUAUAUAUAUAUAUUCAAUUUUCCAAGAUGGACUCGGUCUUUUUCAGAUGUCCCCUUUUUACAAGUACUUUUUCAUUAAAUUAUGAAACUGCUAACAGUAUUUUCAUUUGUUGUGAUUUAUUUAGGGCUUCACUCUCCGUGUCCGUAGGUCAUUAAACUCAUCGGUCCAACAGCAGCGCCGCGUCCAUCAGGAGUAAAUCAUUUCCACUGAGCUAGCAACACUUUAACAAGCCGAAACGUGAAGGAAAACCUCUUCCCUUCAGCCUCCCCCCCAGAAAAGUCACUGAGAGCUGAUUUGCUGUGUUUAGCAAAUAGUCCAUGGCUGGCUUUGGUUUCUGCCUAGCCCAGCAAAUGCGAAAGGCCGUUUUCUGCACUGGUCUCACUUUUUUGUCUGUCUGCUUCUGUUUUGGUAUGUCUUCUUCUCUUGGUUGUACAAAUUAAGUUGUAGAGGGGUGCCUGAAGCCUGGCUGGCUGCCUCGUCCCACUUCUCAUACAUGCUCAAAUACUCUCACACAUGCACAAAUAACUGGCCGGUGCUGUACAAGGAACAGAUUGGCACAGGCCCAUUCCCAGGCUGAUGCUGCGUGUGGGUUUUGCUUUGAUGCUCUGCUGUAGUUCCCCCUGCUCUCACAGGCCAGAGCUGUGCUGUACCGUGCUGCUUGACCAAAGCUGCUGCUGCCUCAAGGCGGGUGAGAAGGCAGGAAAGGAGGCAGCAAAAGCAAGGAUGGAGAGCGAGGAGCAUGUGGAGCUGUGCAACCCUGACAGCAUCCUUCCUGCCCUGGAGGGACAGGGACUUGCUGUGUGUGCCUGAGGCCAUGGUGAAGUGAGAUGGAACAGAGCAGUGAACAGUAUGCGGUUGGACGUACUAACAGGAGUGGAGCUGGAGUGGGACAGGUGAAACAGGGCAGUGAGUCCCAUGGCUGGGAAGAAAACCCAAGGGAGGAAGGAAAAGGGGAGUGAAGGUGCAUACAGAGGAGAGGAAAAGAACAGCAUAGAUAGACUAUGAUAGACUGAGAGCUGAUUUUCAGGACCAGGAUUUCUUCCCUGAAGGUGCGCUUGCCGGUUUCAGUAAGAGGCUGCCUUUUUGUGCCUUUUUGACUGGUAGCCUCGCAUCUCUUUGAAAGUGCAGUCCAGUUGUGCCUGGGAUGUGAAAAAGACAGACAAAGAAGGACAUCGGUAUUGCCAUUUGUUUCCUUUGGAAACAACUGCUGCUGGUUCGCAGAGUCAUUAGAAAUGACAGUUCCAACAGCCACGGCAGUCUGGUUACUUGUUGAGAGUAACUUGGGCCAAACUCUCCCAAAAACAAGCAGGGUCUUCAUGGUGAUUUCUAGCACCACUGUCUCUGGAUUUAUGUCUUUGCCUAAGGAGAAAACACUUUACAACUGUAACUGGUGCAUUGGCUCUGCCAUUACAUGCAUCCUUUGUAUAACUUUCUCUUUGCAUCAUGAAUCCCAAACCAUACAAGGAGAAAUGACAAAUGCUUGACUAUCAAAAGCAACCUUUAAAGUUCACACUUGGUUUUGAUGUCAUAACUCACUGCUACCAUGGGUGAUGCCCAGGCGUGCAGGCUGUAUGGCAGAGAUGGCAGAGCAAGAAGUAUGCUCAGUGACUGAAUUACUAAAUCUGCCUCUGUGAACUGAGAUAACGUGACAAGCCAGUCAUCACAAUCGGCGUGAACUCAGAUGAUCCUAGUACCUAUGAUGGGUUUAGCACUGCAGGGAAUUGACACAUCUAUUGGGAAAACCCUCACUUGAUGUGAAUUAAUGAGUAAGAGGAAGCUCCUUGCACAAUUUGGGAGCUAGGCAUGCAAGGGAAAAGUACAGGCAAAGGGCAGAGAUGAGAAACAAUGGAGUGCCUUAGUACUGCUGCUCUAGGGAUAAGUGAAGGCUUGCAGGAUCCUGGGUUCUGGUUCUGCUUCUUAAUCUUACUUUAUGCCAGCAUCAUGGCACAGCAGGCCUUGGCACCUUCUGGGGUGCAGUUCUGCAGCAUUGCCUGCUUGUCUGGGCCAUCCCCAACAGGCUGGACAGGGCUCUGAGCACCCUGAUGUAACUGUAGGUGUCCCCGUUCAUUUCAGGGGAUUUUGUUUGACUUGAUGACCUUUAAAGGUCCCUUCCAACUCAAACGAUUUCUAUAGUUCUAUCCUGGGAUAACUGCACCUGAGCUCCACUCCCCUCUCGCAGGCGGACUCUUCUCCAGUGAUGGGACAGAACUAGAUCGCUGUGACAGCAAGCACAGUUUCUUGAAGCAAAACUGUUUUUUUCCUUUAAGAAUUACAUAGCAGGUGGGGAGUUGUUUUCAAAUAGCAGAUGUGCAUGCAUGUGUUUCUAGAGAUAAUCCCUUUGCACGUAGCUUGGGUAAAUUUAUAUUGCUGCGUAAGGAGAAGCAGCCUCAGGUAUUUGUCCAUUAGUUUCUCUGCCUCUAUGAGUAAAGCUUCCAGAUAAUCUCUUUCUCCAGCAGGCUUCUCAUGGCUGGGGCUGUGUCCUAGAUCCACCUUGCCCUGCCUUUCUGCCUUUUGUUUGGGGCUGUUGUUCUCCUAAGCCCUGAAGCUGGUAUCUGUUUUGGCUGGGCUGCCUUAUCUGAGGCAUUGUUCUAAAUCUGCUAGGCUUGCUAAUGACACCUUUACGGCUUCUUUUUACCCUGCCAUCCUCAAGCCAUUUUUCCAGUCUCUUGUUUUCCCCCAGGUGCUGCCCCACCUGCCCUCAUCCUGGAGAUGAGCACUGGGCACUGCGACAGGCAUUCCUUUACAGGGUGCCCUAAUGGCUCCAGAGGCGUUCUGCCAGCCAGACUGGUGGGCCUGUGACCUGAGGAGGAAUUCCAAACCUAGUGCAACAGCAAUGCAUAAAAGAUGUCUUCAGGAAACUUCCUGGUUGUCCAAAAGCCUUUGAGCUUGUGACCGACAUCAAGACGCCACUCCUCAUAUUUGCCGAGGCCUCGGUAACCACAGGGAGCCCGCUGGGGAUGGCACUUGGGAAAAGAGAAUGUGUUAUGUGCCAUUUGGGAAAAUGGUGCUGGCUCUGAAAAUGCAGGUCCUCGUGGGGGGAUGAGAUAGCUGAGGGGACGAAUCAUUCAGCCAUCCUGCUCCCAAGGGCACCCACUGCCACCGGAACAGCUGGGUCUGGGAGCAUUCCUCCACGGCUCCACCUCUCUUAUCUCCUGGGGUGGUGCUGCCCAACAUCACUGAUAUGUUGGGCUCCAUUUGCAUCUGGCUGGAUAGGGCCAGAGGCAGCUCUGCUCCUCCAGCUGAUGGCUCAGCAUUGUUCUGCUAUCUCUGAAAGGGCACGGGCUUACCUUCUGUCCCCUGGUCUCCCCUGGCCAAAAUAAGACUAAAGGCAGAGAACUGGACAGGCCAGGUGAUGUGGAAUAACUGUGAGCAAGUCAUCGUUUACAUGGGUCACAGGCAGCUAAUCCGGAAAACAGGCUUCUCUCGAAUUGUCUGAUUGAAUGCACUGAAUUAAGCUCAGAGCAGUUGUCCCAAACCUGCAGUUAAUUUGAGGUUUGCUUCUGAUUUGGGCCUGAAGAAGGGCUUGUGUGCCCAAGCGCUGCGAACACUGAGGGCACUGUUACUGAUACUGCCUCCAUUGUGGCUGUAAUUCUGCAGCUGCCACAGGACAUAUCAAUGAUCUUUCUUUUUCCCAAGGCAAGCAAAAUGCAAAUCCAGGCCACAUGGGGUACAAAGAGCAGGAAAGCAAGGCAUUAGGAAACAUUUCUUGGCCAUGCUCCACUGGAAGAAUGCUCACCCUUUCUGAGGCGCCCUGUUCCCCGCUGGAGGAGCGGAGGGCUGGGGAGGCCCGGCUGGACACUCAAGCUUUGUGAGGUGGCCUGGGAUGGCAGGAACUAGUGCUAGCAGCAAGCCUGGGUUAGCCAUUACAGAAGAGUCAAAGGAGGAGCACUGUGCCACAUAACCAGAGGUCUAAGUUCAAAAUAUUUGACACUUUGGCAGAAGGGAGAGUUGGUGUUGUAACCUGGAGCGCGCAUCAGCUGUUAAUGUUCUCCCAAGGCAUGUCGUCCGUUAAGAUCGAGUGCGUCGGGAGUGACCGCUACAGGCUCGGGGAGUCCCCGGUGUGGGACGAGAAGGAGAACUCGCUGCUGUGCGUGGACAUCACGGGCAGGAAGGUCUGCCGCUGGGAUGCGGCCAGCGGGCAGGUGCAGGCUGUGUCCGUGGAUGCUCCUGUGAGCUCUGUGGCUCUUCGGAAGUCGGGGGAUUAUGUCAUCACGCUGGGAACCAGGUUUGCUGCUUUGAAAUGGAAAGAGCAGUUGGUAACCACCAUUGCUCAGGUGGACAGAGAUAAAGCAAACAACCGAUUCAACGAUGGGAAAGUAGAUCCUGCAGGGAGGUAUUUUGCAGGUACGAUGGCUGAAGAGAUUCGACCCGCAGUGCUGGAGAGACGCCAGGGCUCCCUCUACACGCUCUGCCCUGACCACUCUGUGGUGAAGCACUUUGAUCAGGUGGACAUUUCCAAUGGGCUGGACUGGUCGCUGGAUCACAAAACCUUCUUUUACAUUGACAGCUUGUCCUACUCAGUGGAUGCCUUUGAUUAUGACCUCCAAACUGGAAAAAUUGGCAACCGUAGGAGUGUAUACAAACUGGAAAAAGAGGAGAGCAUUCCUGAUGGGAUGUGCAUUGAUACAGAAGGCAAACUCUGGGUAGCUUGCUACGAUGGUGGGAGAGUGAUUCGCCUUGAUCCUGAGACAGGAAAAAGAAUCCAGACGGUGAAGCUUCCUGUUGACAAGACAACUUCCUGCUGCUUUGGAGGAAAGGAUUAUUCAGAGAUGUAUGUGACUUCUGCCAGCGACGGGAUGGAUAGAGAGUGGCUCUCCCGGCAGCCGCAGGCUGGUGGGGUUUUCAAGAUCACUGGGCUUGGUGUGAAAGGAAUCCCGCCAUAUCCAUUUGCGGGUUAGAUGUGCACUCUUCAGAAUGAAUUCAAGGAAACUGACUUAAGCAAGACAAGUCAGAAGGUCUUAUCUGGGUGUUCAGCAUCUCUUGCCUUGAAACCAUAACACAAUUACAAUAUCUCAUCAGGAAAGGAUGAAGAACUAAUGAAAUACGUGGAAUAUUUUUAGGCUGAAAUAUCUAAUGGUAUAUUUUGUUGUAGUAAAAGAUUCUCACCCUAAUAAACUAUUGGAUAUUGUAA